Molecule: messenger RNA, 1462 nt
Organism: Desarmillaria tabescens
Lineage: Eukaryota; Fungi; Basidiomycota; Agaricomycetes; Agaricales; Physalacriaceae
Exons: 8
Coding region: 182-1231 (349 amino acids)
Source: RefSeq, a predicted model, not a curated record
GUCAACGCUAUUCUUCAGUGAUCCCGUACACACGCCUUCCGGUCAUUCCACAGCUGCGUUCUGAUAUUCCGUUCAAGUUGUCACUUUCCCAGGCAAUGGCCAAAAAUAUGCACGCUUCUCUUCAGGAACUGUCGUCACCUUUCAACUUCCAUGCCCGUCGUUCAUCGUGUUCCGAAGUGCUAUGCUCCCUCCGUUGAUGAACUUAAAACCCUCCCUGGGGGUUCCAGAACAGCACGGGACUGGGCUUUGGGGCGUCUAUAUAACAGAAAACCACUCGAAACUAGAGGAGCGAAGCACAAUGCAGGACCUCCCCGUGGAUCUUGCGUCUCUCGUAGGCCUUUGGUGCACAUCGGUCUUAUAUGGCAUCCACCUGGUCCUAUAUCUCAGCUGCGUCAGCCUGCUUACUAGGCGUAGGUGGAUCUUACUCGGGAGCGCGACUCUCCAGUUCAUCAUCUCAACCAUCCACAUUGCGGCGGGCCUGCGUUCCCUGAUAGAAGCGUUUAUCUGGCUUAGGGACCCCAACGGUUCCACAGAGUACUGGAAUAAUCAGACUCGGUUCGUCAAUGUCCUUCAAGAAUCAGCUACCAUCACGAAUUGCAUCGUCGGCGACGUGGUGCUACUCUGGCGAUUAUAUGUGAUUUGGGAUAAGAGCUUGAUUGUGUCUCUCUUCCCUGCUCUCAUGGUUCUGGCCUUCGGUGUCUGUGGAUACAUUACCAUAUAUCAUUUAUCCAGCCUCAUCGCUUUCAAUCCCGAAUCCGUGCAUGCUUUAUAUCGAUGGCUCCAAGCUUCUUGGUCGCUGUCCUUGGCAACGCAAAUUUGCGUCACAGGCCUGAUAGUGGCGCGCAUCUGGUGGAUGACGCGAAGAACAGGAUCCUGGCAACUGAGUGCAAAGUCUCAGCCUUACAUGGACGUUAUCUGGAUGAUCGUGGAGUCCGGUGCAAUAUCGGCGUUCACGUCUACGCUCUUUCUCGUUUUCUUCAAUCUCAAGCCGCAGAUUAGCAUUAUUUUGGGGGAUUCGCUCGGGCAGAUUAGCGCAAUCGCUCCGGCGUUGAUCAUCUUCCGUGUGGGGCUGGGCGCCAAAGUGAAGACAGAUACCUUGGAUUCGUCGUAUGAGCUUCACACGCGAACUGCAUUGCACGUCACUGUGGAGCAUUCGGUAUUUUCAGAUCAGAGCUAUUCAAAGCCGGAGAAUCAGUCGGCGGAGAACUCUUCCUGGCAGUACAGAGCAUAGCAAAGAUGACGAAGCCUUUCUUUUUUGUACAGUGAUUUUCUUUCUCUUGUUCCAUCCUCGUCUUCGGAACAGCGCGGAGGAUAUUGCAACUGUCAUUCCAAUCAAUAUACCCACUGUGCUAUAAUUUGGUGGUUGCUAAAUGUGUAUGAGUACUUCGUCUUUAUGUGAGAAUAUUUGUAGCAUUCUUAUCAUUUAUAUAUACGGUCGCAAACGAGCAAUUCAAUCAUCGCC